GGGGCGGAGCGGGGCGGUGCGGGCCAGGUGGCCGAAGGACCUUGCCAGCCAUGGCCGCCGCAGCCCGGGCCCGGGUCGCGCACUUGCUGAGGCAACUGCAGCGCGCAGCAUGCCAGUGCCCGACUCAUUCUCACACUUACUCCCAAGCUCCUGGACUUUCACCUUCUGGGAAAACAACAGAUUAUGCCUUUGAGAUGGCUGUUUCAAGUAUUAGGUAUGGAGCAGGAGUUACAAAGGAAGUAGGCAUGGAUCUACAAAAUAUGGGGGCUAAAAAUGUUUGCUUGAUGACAGACAAGAACCUCUCCCAGCUCCCUCCUGUAAAAGUAGUUAUGGAUUCCCUUGUGAAGAAUGGCAUCAAUUUUCAACUUUAUGAUAAUGUGAGGGUGGAACCGACAGACACAAGCUUUAUGGAUGCCAUUGAGUUUGCCAAAAAGGGAGCUUUUGAUGCCUAUGUUGCGGUGGGUGGUGGCUCCACCAUGGAUACCUGUAAAGCUGCUAAUCUGUAUGCAUCAAGCCCUCAGUCUGAGUUCCUUGAUUAUGUUAAUGCCCCCAUUGGGAAAGGCAAGCCUGUCUCUGGACCUCUUAAGCCUUUGAUCGCAGUCCCAACUACCUCGGGAACCGGGAGUGAAACUACUGGGGUUGCCAUUUUUGACUAUGAACACUUGAAAGUCAAAACUGGGAUUGCUUCAAGAGCCAUCAAACCCACACUGGGACUGGUUGAUCCUCUGCAUACCCUCCACCUGCCUGGCCAGGUGGUUGCCAACAGCGGCUUCGAUGUGCUUUGCCAUGCCCUGGAGUCAUACACUGCCCUGCCCUACCACAUGCGGAGCCCCUGCCCUUCCAACCCCAUCUCUCGACCAGCGUACCAGGGCAGCAACCCAAUCAGCGACAUUUGGUCAGUCCAAGCACUGCGGAUCGUUGCCAAGUAUCUGAAGAGCCAUGGGAUGUCUUACCCAAUUUCAGGAUUAGUGAAAACGUAUAAAGCAAAGGACUACAAUGUGGAUCACCCACUAGUGCCCCAUGGCCUUUCUGUGGUGCUCACAUCCCCAGCGGUGUUCACAUUCACAGCAAAGAUGUUUCCAGAACGACACCUGGAGACAGCAGAAAUACUGGGAGCUGACACCCGCACUACCAAGAUCCAAGAUGCUGGGCCUGUGUUGGCAGACACGCUCCGGAAAUUCCUAUUUGAUCUAAACGUUGACGAUGGCCUGGCUGCCAUUGGCUACUCCAAGGCAGACAUCCCCGCAUUAGUGAAAGGAACACUACCCCAGGAGCGGGUCACCAAGCUUGCGCCCCGCCCCCAGUCAGAAGAGGAUCUGUCUGCGCUGUUUGAAGCUUCAAUGAAAUUGUAUUAAUUGCCGUUUUAACUGAAAUAAUUACCAUUGGCCUUUGUAAUUCUGAGGAAAAAGGUGAUCUGGCUAGAGCUCUGUCUGUUCAAACCUCCACACACAACUUUCCUGUUACUAGUUUGGGUGAGAUACAGAUUUAGCCUGUAAGAGUUUCCCUGGUGUUCUGAGUCAAGUUAUUUCCAUAAAAUGGGCCAGACAAAUGCCCACUAUGUCAGACCCAUGGGCCAGAUGCCAGGGGCCGGUGUUCCUCCACCAGAUCCCACAGAAUACACUGCCUCUGCUCCGUGUGUAUCAAAUGGGCAAAAACCUAGUAUCCGUCAAAUACGUGAAUGUUCAUAUUCUACACCCAAUAACUGCAUGUCUGGAAAUUUAUCUUACAGAAGUACUAGCAUAAGUAUGUAAAGAAACAUGACAAGGAGUUUCUGGCAGAACUUUUUCAAAUAAUAAAAAUCAAAACAACCUAAAUAUUCAGUAAUAGUAUUUGGAUAAAUAAAUGAGAAUAUAUUAAACAGUG
This is a messenger RNA of Chinchilla lanigera (long-tailed chinchilla), 1863 nucleotides long. It is a transcript of the gene Adhfe1, whose product is annotated as alcohol dehydrogenase, iron containing, 1. Gene Ontology annotation, cellular component: mitochondrion. NCBI's taxonomy places the organism in Eukaryota, Metazoa, Chordata, Mammalia, Rodentia, Chinchillidae. The record is from RefSeq and is a predicted model, not a curated record. Gene Ontology annotation, molecular function: metal ion binding; alcohol dehydrogenase (NAD+) activity.